ACUCGACUCGCCUCGAACUUGCCACCACCGACUUGAACGGCGGAGGAGCUCAAUGGACCGACCAAGUUCGGUCGGAUGGAUUUAACUCUCUCCGUCUUACUGGUCUUACUCGAUAUCUCUCUCCCUCACUCGCUCUAUGUGUGUUUGUGUGUGUGUGUUUCUCUCUCUCUCGUCUCUUUCUCUGUGUCUUUGGUCUGCAUGCCAAUGUUAUACGUGGGUUACGUACUAAGUUCUGGACUUGUCUUGUCGUACGUCCUCUUGUUCCCAGUUCCCUGCGCUCAGGCGCUCAGUUGAUGUUUCCCAUUGUAUAACGCGUUAGUCAAAUGUAAACCCGCUGUUCUACAAGAGUUACAACAUACAGCAGCUGCAAACUGUGAUGAAUCGAAGGUCGUCACUCUUCCAGCCUUUGUAAACGAUCGACACAAACACCCAAAACAAGUGGAGUCCAUCCGCCAUCGUUAUCUAUAUUCGGGUGUGAUUGGUGGUUGUUCUCUGUCAUCUGUCGGCCAGUGAGGGGUCCACGCCCAAACCUAACGAUGGCCACGUACGUGGUCGAAGAUUCCGAGGAGAAGCGACUUCUCAUGGGACACGCCUCGCCCAACCGAACCUCUUCCAUCGUGACCAUGGACUUGGAUAGCUGUUCAAUCCAGAGCUCCUCGCGGGCUGAGGAAGACCUCCCCACGGACAUAUCGGACGAAGUGGCCACCGAGCAACUCCAUGAACUCCGAUACAACGAGUUGCUGAGGCGAUCCCACCAGGAAGACCUGUCCAGCAUAGAGGAAACCAAUUGUGUAUACAAGGCUGGCUUCGACAAGCACGGACGAACCGUCAUUGUUUUCAUAGGCAAAUGGUUCAAACAGAGCGAGAUUGACUUGGACAAAGCCUUGCUUUACCUCAUCCGAUUGGUCCAUGAAGUGGCUGAUCACGACUACGUGGUGGCUUACUUCCAUACUCGAACUUCUCGGGACAACAUCCCGAGCUAUUGGUGGAUUAAAGAGGUGUACAACACUGUCACAUACAAGUACAAGAAGCACUUGAAAGCCUUCUACAUCGUACACCCCACUAUGUGGACCAAGAUGACGUGUUGGUGGUUUUCAACCUUCAUGGCCCCGGCCAUCAAAAACAAAAUUCAGAACAUCCCCGCCCUGGAGAUGCUCACCCCAUUUGUGGACCAGAAGGAAAUGAGCUUGCCCAUGUUUAUCACCGAGCAAGAUAUGGUGUUUAAUGGAAUCCGAUACUACAAGCCUUGAGCCCCUCGCUUUGAACAAGCCAACACCAUGAGAUGCCAAUUCAUUUAAUGUGUUAGCUUUGAUGCUGCUAGAACCUAACGUGCCAAUAACCAAAGAUAGUGUGGAGGCGUGUGCCCCCAAUACGUUCCCUUCCUCAAGAAUGAUAGUUUGAGAUACACAACGCACCCUCGCCCAACUUAAAAAAAAUCAAUGCAUUUACGAAGUGGAAUUCUUUUUGUUAGAAUAAUUCCCGUGGAAUAGUAGGGAUUCCAAUAGAUUCGCCAUAUAAACAUCAUCAUAAUCACUAUUCAUCUUAGUUGUCUUUGUUCUUCUGUGUUUGUUGUCCAACAUUUAUAUAGAUUUCUAUUAUUGAGGCCAAAUUGUUACAACGUUUACGAAAAAUAAACAAUUGAAUCACGGA
Tigriopus californicus is the source of this 1650-nucleotide messenger RNA. It is a transcript of the gene Gdap2, whose product is annotated as protein GDAP2 homolog. The record is from RefSeq and is a predicted model, not a curated record. Bases 537 to 1250 code for a protein of 237 amino acids. The transcript has a single exon. NCBI's taxonomy places the organism in Eukaryota, Metazoa, Arthropoda, Copepoda, Harpacticoida, Harpacticidae.